Messenger RNA from Nymphaea colorata (pocket water lily), 1704 nucleotides. Its product is annotated as probable prolyl 4-hydroxylase 7. Gene Ontology annotation, biological process: peptidyl-proline hydroxylation to 4-hydroxy-L-proline. Gene Ontology annotation, molecular function: iron ion binding; procollagen-proline 4-dioxygenase activity; L-ascorbic acid binding. Bases 531 to 1406 code for a protein of 291 amino acids. The transcript has 8 exons. The record is from RefSeq and is a predicted model, not a curated record. Gene Ontology annotation, cellular component: endoplasmic reticulum. Lineage: Eukaryota; Viridiplantae; Streptophyta; Magnoliopsida; Nymphaeales; Nymphaeaceae.
ACCGGCAGGUAAGAGGAAGAAGAGAAGCUUCAGCUGGCAAACAAUACGUCAAACAAUACGAAUUGAUAUCAACAACAGUCCGCUACUUCUUCAUUCAAAUAGUCUGCCACCAGCCGCAGCAGCAGAGGAAGGAGAUCUGUAAUUUCAUGCUUCAGGUUUGUUUCAAUCGAAGCUGGCCUUUAAACAAUCCAUCCAUUGUUUCAAUCGAAUCGAAGCUGGCCUCCAGCCAAUAAACGAGCGAACUCUGAGCGCACGUUCAGCUCCAUCACAUUAGUGAAUUCAUGGGGGUCUCCGAAGCCUCGUCAAUGGCCUUCUUCUAGUUGUGGUGCUCCACCAGAAAACCCCCACGAUUAUGGCUUUGACUUAGGAGAAGGGGAGAUGGAAUACUGGUGUGCGGCCAUCAGACUGUUGAUAAACUGGGGAUCUCUCCCGAGCUAGAGGGGUGGGAGUCACGCCAUGUUUAAAGACGGCCAUGAGGGCCCUUUUCUCUCCAUCCUUCUUCUCCGCCAUUGUUCUUCUUGUAUACCACGAUGAGAAGAAUGAAAUUCCUCGUUCUGUUUCUUCUCUUCUUUUGCCACCUUGACCUGUCUCAGUCUCUCGACCUUUCGGGGCUGUACCGUUCCCUUGUCAGAUCCCAAGAAGAGGAUGAUGAUCCCACCCAUGGGUUUGAUCCUACCAAAGUCACCCCAGUCUCUUGGCGCCCAAGGGCCUUCAUUUACAACGGCUUCCUGUCCGAUGAGGAGUGUGACCACAUAAUCAAUUUGGCAAAGGGAGAUCUAAAGAAAUCUCAAGUGGCACGUGAUAAAACGGGGGAAAGCUAUUUGAGCGAUGUUCGCACCAGUUCUGGAACUUUCCUGAAGAAAGAACAGGAUGCAAUUAUCAAGAGAAUAGAGAACAGAAUUUCCACUUGGACGUUCCUACCAAUAGAAAAUGCUGAACCUAUACAAGUACUGCGCUAUGGCAUUGGUGAAAAAUAUGAACCCCACUUUGAUUAUUUUAACGAUAAGAAGAACAUAGUGUGGGGUGGCCAUCGGAUGGUGACAGUUCUUAUGUACUUAUCUAAUGUUACAAAAGGAGGGGAGACUGUCUUUCCCAAUGCUGAGGGUGUAAUUCAAGAGAAGGAUGAUACUUGGUCUGAUUGUUCAAGAAGAGGUUUAGCAGUGAAGCCCAAGAAAGGGGAUGCAGUACUCUUCUUCAGUCUUCACCCAGAUGCGACAACUGACCCGGCCAGUCUACAUGCAAGUUGCCCUGUCAUUGAAGGGGAGAAAUGGUCUGCACCAUGCUGGAUUCAUGUCGGAAACCGGAACACUAAGGUCGAAAUGGAGGAUGAGCCCAUCAAAGAAAAAAAUGAUCUCCAUUUAACAGAGCCAUCCAGCACGAACAAAACUGAGAAAGAUGAACUUUGAAGAAUGAGCAUGCAGUAGUCCGAGUGCUCAUGUUUAUGGAAAACAAAGUGCAAAAAAAUAAGUGCAUGGAAGCAUCCAUAUUUGAAAUGGCAGCAGUAUGUGGAGGUAUAUGUAAAAUGUGCAAGGCGUACGGUUUUCACUGAUCAUACAUACUGUAACAAAUCAAGCAUAUGCAGGAUGGUUGCCCUAUAUGGGAUAGUUGUAGCAUGUUUGAGGCAUAUGGUUGUACGCUUAUUGAUCUAUAUUUGUAGUGGAAAUGGUUUUGAUUACAGAAUGAAAUAACAAAAUUUAUUUUCUA